Suillus fuscotomentosus is the source of this 423-nucleotide messenger RNA. RefSeq lists its product as uncharacterized. The transcript is spliced from 3 exons. The coding region runs from base 1 to 423 and encodes 140 amino acids. The record is from RefSeq and is a predicted model, not a curated record. NCBI's taxonomy places the organism in Eukaryota, Fungi, Basidiomycota, Agaricomycetes, Boletales, Suillaceae.
AUGUCGUCGGUGACCGAACCAUUUUUCAUCGAGCGUGUCUUCACCUCAUCUUCACCUCCAGUCGUCUUCGUCAAUCGCGCACUCUCCACGGCAAGCCCAGAGUUCACCAUCAUCAAUCACAACCAUCCAGAAUUCGAGAAUGCUGUGAGAUCGAGGGCGGACGACUCUGUCCUUCACGUCUACAAGGAUGUUUUCUAUAACAUUCCAGUACAAGUCAAACCCUCUCAAAGCUUGUUCUAUGUCACCCGGGGGUCUCACAUUGGUGUAAUGGCAGGCUGGGAGAAUGCACUCAACUGCGUUCUGGGUGUCGCUGGUGCUGUUUACCAUGAGGUUGAGUCUAUUGCAAUUGGGGAGGAAAAAGUCAGGAUUGCCAUCGAUGAAGGACGAAUUAAGAUGGUGGAACCCUGGGCCUUCGACGAGUAA